AUGCCCUAUCAUGGUGAAUUUCAGAGUCUCUUGGAUUGGAUUGAAAGGCUUAACACUGCUGCGGAGGAUAAUGCAAUAGUUACAAGAAUCUUCAAGGAAAAUCUUGCCCUUGUUUUACGGUAUUCUGUGAUUUUUCUGCAAAUGAUUACUCUUCAGACAAAUUCAGAGAUCUUAGUGGAAUGUCCUCCUGACCUUCUUGUGCGUACGCUCAAGAAACAUUGCGAAAUGAUACAAAUUCUCAAUAUCUUCAACACUUCAAUCAAACUAAUCUCACUCACUCAACUCAUUAUGAGUACAAUAUUUUUCCUAGAAAUUAUCUUCAUGGCACAAAUGGAGGUAUUUGAUAUUGUCGUGCUGUACUUGUUCAUCAUUCUACUCUUCCAGCUGGGAAUGCUCUGCAUUUUCGGUGAGAUCAUUCAGUCGGAAGGAGAGAAAAUUUUUCAAAAUUUGUACUUUACAAAUUGGUACGACAUGAAUGUACGAGAUCAGAAAAUUAUUCUAAUAAUGAUGAUGAAUUCUUGCAAAUCAAUUGGCCUUAGAGCGGCAGGAAUGUAUCCUAUUACACUCUUCUCUUUCGUUCAGGUAUAAAAAAGCGCCUUUUCCUUUCUGCAGUAUCAUUUAUAA
This is a messenger RNA of Lutzomyia longipalpis, 624 nucleotides long. Its product is annotated as odorant receptor coreceptor-like. The transcript has 3 exons. Gene Ontology annotation, molecular function: odorant binding; olfactory receptor activity. Gene Ontology annotation, cellular component: plasma membrane. The record is from RefSeq and is a predicted model, not a curated record. NCBI's taxonomy places the organism in Eukaryota, Metazoa, Arthropoda, Insecta, Diptera, Psychodidae. Gene Ontology annotation, biological process: detection of chemical stimulus involved in sensory perception of smell; sensory perception of smell.